Molecule: messenger RNA, 1104 nt
Organism: Aspergillus lentulus
Lineage: Eukaryota; Fungi; Ascomycota; Eurotiomycetes; Eurotiales; Aspergillaceae
Source: RefSeq, a predicted model, not a curated record
AUGGCAAUGGAUAAAGGAACAAAAGCCAUCGCCGUCAUGUGGGCGAUGACUAUACUAUCCUUCAUCCUGGUGCCUCUGCGCAUGUACACGAGAAUCUUUAUUAUCCAGGCACUAGGGCUGGACGAUCAUGUGUACAACCUUGGCUGGGUCUUCCUGCUUCUAUACACCGUGUUUCUCACCAUUUCCAACCGGCACGGAUUCGGACAACCGAUCAUGACCUUGUCCAUGGACGAAGCGGUGCACGCGAUUUACUUAGAAAUGGUCGGGCAAACGUUUGCCGUCCUGGGAAUGGCAAUCGCCAAGCUGUCUCUGGGUAUUUUCCUCCUCCGCAUUGUGGUCAAGACGUGGCAUCGAGUGUCGAUUUGGGUGUCAAUGGUCAGUCUGUCCAUUGUCUCGGUCAUGACGGCCGUGAUCUUCUGGACCCAGCGGCUGCCAUCAAAGUCCAUUUAUGAUCCGCGCGUCCCCGGGCGGACUGUCGUCAACGUUGUUCCCUUUUCAGUAUUACUUGGCUCAUGGUGUGCCGCGGUGGAUUUCUACUUUGCCAUCCUGCCUUGGAUCUUCAUCUGGAAGCUGAACAUGAAGCAGAAGGAGAAGUUGGUCAUCGCCAUUAGCUUGAGUCUGGGCUUUAUAGCCGGAAUCUGCGGUGUGAUCAGAACAAUUGAUUUAGGCGGACUAUCAAGCUCCAACUACACCGAGGACACAGUUGAUCUGAUCAUCUGGUCAGCUGUCGAGCUCGCAGCGACACUCAUCUGCGUCGGCAUCCCCACCAUUCGCCCCCUGUACAGGCAUAUCGUCCACGGUUCGCGGUUCAAAGAAUCCAACGAGGGUUAUAAGAAGCAUGACGAGAGUGGCGAGUCGAACCCGGGAAUUCCCAUGAAGCCCCUAGGUAGAAAGCCUCGAAAGGGUGAUCUCGAGACCACGACAUCGACCGUUUUGGGAGAUACUGAAUUUGAUAUGCCUCGCGGCGAGACAUCAUCGUAUGUUCAACAUGUGAGGGAAACGGACGAAGAGAGGCUCGUCAGUUCUCCAAGAGGGCCGUAUGUCAACUCCAUCCAAGUGCAUGAGGAGGUGACCGUUGAACGGAGCUCAAUGUUGACUGGCUAA